Piliocolobus tephrosceles (Ugandan red Colobus) is the source of this 3566-nucleotide messenger RNA. RefSeq names its product autophagy related 10 (gene ATG10). Gene Ontology annotation, molecular function: Atg12 conjugating enzyme activity. NCBI's taxonomy places the organism in Eukaryota, Metazoa, Chordata, Mammalia, Primates, Cercopithecidae. The transcript has 10 exons. Gene Ontology annotation, cellular component: cytosol. Gene Ontology annotation, biological process: autophagy of mitochondrion; protein lipidation; autophagosome assembly. Bases 757 to 1491 code for a protein of 244 amino acids. The record is from RefSeq and is a predicted model, not a curated record.
CUCUACUAUUUUGAGAGCUCAUCCUGUUCCUGCAGCAAACCUGUUGCUCGCUGCACAGUACUCAGUUUACCUCAGGGCUUCACCUUCCACAUCUGGCCAUGCACACUGCACUACUGGGAGGAGAACUGCUUUGAAGGAGAAUUACCAGUGGGGCUAGAAACCAGGAGGGGAGGGGCAACUCAGGAUCUGUUUCUCGGAAGGGAAUACAGAAUGGGAGAGGGUGAAAUGACCCUCUUCCCAACUAACCUAGUGAUAGAGAGGUCAGAGCAAGCCUCAGCUACCAACAGAGAUUCCUCAUUUCUAGGCUAAGUACAGUGUUGCCUCUUAUUUAAACUUUGAUUUGGAAUAUGUAUUCCAAUGGGAGGGCAAGGAGGGAGAAUUGAGCCCUGCUAGUCAUCUGUUGUCAGGACUGAUCCGACUUCUCUUUUGAUGUAUCUCUGUGCUAUUUUAUUGGAUUGCCCAGGGCCAUGCCUUCUGUGUCCCACCCAGGCUGCCAAAUGUCUUGAAAUCCAGGUCUUUUACCAGCCCUAUCAAAAUGAGUCAUCUUUUGUCUAGGGAUCAUGCUGGUCUUUUAGCAUGAUUCCCUUUGAAAGUAUCCCAGGUGCUAAUUAAAAGUAAUUAUUUUGGGGUCUUCAGAAUCAGGUUAUCUUUUGGCCAAGACCUAGGAUUCUGCAUUUAAAUUUGCACUGUGGUUGCUUCCUUGCUCUCUAAAAUUUGAGGACCACUGCCUAAGGACCUUGCUAGUUUUCAUUUAACAUGGAAGAAGAUGAGUUCAUUGGAGAAAAAACAUUCCAACAUUAUUGUGCAGAAUUCAUUAAACAUUCACAACAGAUAGGUGAUAGUUGGGAAUGGAGACCAUCAAAGGACUGUUCUGAUGGCUACAUGUGCAAAAUACACUUUCAAAUUAAGAAUGAGUCUGUGAUGUCACAUCCAGGAGCAUCUACCCAUGGACAGACGUGUCUUCCCAUGGAGGAGGCUUUCGAGCUACCCUCAGAUGAUUGUGAAGUGAUUGAAACUGCAGCAGCGUCCAAAGUGAUUAAAUAUGAGUAUCAUGUCUUAUAUUCCUGUAGCUACCAAGUGCCUGUACUUUACUUUAGGGCAAGCUUUUUAGAUGGGAGACCUUUAACUCUGAAGGACAUAUGGGAAGGAGUUCAUGAGUGCUAUAAGACGCGACUGCUACAGGGACCAUGGGACACUAUUACACAACAGGUAUUUAAUCGACCAAUGGGAUCAUCACAUCUGGAAAGCAGAUCAAGAGGAAAGGAAAUCCUCUUUGAAAAGGAACAUCCAAUACUUGGACAACCUUUUUUUGUACUUCAUCCCUGCAAAACGAAUGAAUUCAUGGCUCCAAUAUUAAAGAAUUCUCGGAAAAUCAAUAAGAAUGUCAACUACAUCACAUCAUGGCUGAGCAUUGUAGGACCAGUUGUUGGACUGAAUCUACCUCUGAGUUAUGCCAAAGCAACCUCUCAGGCUGAACGAAAUAGCGAUUAACAAGAUUCUUCUAUCGAGCUUAGAAAUUGUGGUAUGAAGAAUGUCAAGAGUUUACCUGACCAGCCCUGGCUUUAAUAGGACCAAUACCAUGGAAUAUUUCAUCUCACCAAGAUUUGACAUGGAUUAUUUUUCCCUUGGACACAAAUGUCUACAGCAACUGAUAUUUGAUAGACUGAGUGUUUAGAAGAAACAUUUCAAAGGCGUACAUCAUGGCCAGGCAUGGUGGCUCACACCUGUAAUCCAAGCACUUUGGGAGGCCGAGGUGGGAGCAUCACUUGAGCCUGGGAGUACGAGACCAGCCUGGGCAACAUGGUGAAACCAUGUCUAUACAAAAAAAUACAAAAAUUUGCCUGUUUGUGGUGGUGUGUGCCUGUAGUCCCAGCUACUCAGGAGGCUGAGGUGGGAGGUUGGCUUGAGCCCCGGAGGCAGAGGUUGCAGUGAGCUGAGAUUGUGCCACUGCACUCCAGCCUGGGUGACAGAGCGAGACAGUAUCUCAGAAAAAAAAAAAAAAAAAAAAAGACACAUCACUAUAAAUAGCAAAAAACGAAUCUUAACUUACUAAUACUAGGAAUAUCAACAUUAUUAGGGCCCUUGCAGGUUAUUUCUUUUCUAGGCCAAGUACUUCACUUCCAUUUGUCUGAUAUGGAGAUAGAGGAAGAAAUGUAUUUGUGUAUUCAUUUUAAUGUAAGAUACACAAAAAUUAAAUUACUGGAUUUACCUGUCCCUGAAACUGGUGUUACAAACAUGACCUAUCUUAAGUGAUUCUCCCAGAAUCAAACUCAGGAACAAUAGAUUAUUUCUGUUUUACUCCAAAGAUGGGAGAGAGAGAGAAAGAGAGAGAGUGUGUGUGUGUAUGUAUGUAUGUGUGGGUGUUUGUGUAGACAGAUAGAUGUAAAAUAAAGAAAAAAACACAACAUUUUACUGUGAGACAAUAUGUUUUACCAGCGAAGUGUGGCAUAGUAAUUAGAAGUUUUCUAAAAAGCUAUAGGAAAUAUUUAAACAUUAAAAUUUCUUUUUGACCUACAGUAAUAAAACAAUGGUCAUUUUACCCCUCUACUUCUCAACCCCACAGCUACUCUGCUGUACUCUUUGAGGGCUCUUAAGCGAGUCUUCGUGUCCCUGAGACUUAUUUUCCUCAUCUUUAAUUUGAAAAUAACAAACUACCUCAUAGGGUUGCUGUGAGAACCAUAUGAGAUCAUUCAUGCAUGAUAAGAUAUUGUAAAGUAUUAUACAAAUAUUCAUUAAAUGCUCACCUUUCUUGUAUAUAAUAGGUAUUCACUCAGGCUGUAAAUAAGUUUCAUAGCCAGUUAAGUAUUAAGAUAAACCUAACCUGGAACCAUUUUUUUUUUUUGGUUGCUUGUUUUGUUUUUUGCUAGGAGCUGAAACUAAGAUUAAAAUGUCGUUGGGUUUUUAGAGAGUCUAGAUUAGUGUCUUUGAAUGAGGGAUAUGCUUAAAAUCACCUGAGGAUCGUUUACAGCUACAGAUGCUGGGGCCACCUGACACAGUCUCUCUGGGGGUGAUUCUGCUCUGGAGAACCUCUGGUCUGGAUAUACCUUUAUUGUGACAUUGAUUUGUAUUGUUUUGCUCUACUGACAGGCCUUUUCCAAUCCAUACAAGCUGAACUUGCUUCCUAAUGUUUGUCUAGGCCUUACCUGGAUAGGAAGGAAGCUUAGGAGACAUGUUCACAAGGCAGCCGUCUUGUAGGAAACCAGUCCAGGUGAGGACAUCAUUCACCAGUGGAUCACUGAGCACCAUUGACAGCACCCUCAGUCCACAUCUGCAGACGAAGAGCUGAACUCUCACAGAGAAAGUGGAAGUAGAGAAAGGGUUAAUUCAAACUGCUAGAAAAGCUAAAAGUAAAUUUUAAAAUGCUGAGCUGCACAUAUUCAUGCUAGGAUGAGAGCCAGCUUAAAUGCUUGCUGGGCAUUUUGGUAUUUACCGCUUAACAUAUUUUCAACUUCUGUGAGGGAUUUUCCCCCCACUCUCCCUAAUGUAAACACAGAUUUCUCAGCAAGUCAUUUCUCAAGCCAUGUCAUUUCUAGUGUAAAAUAAAUUAUAAUAAUGUGUCAUCUGAA